Molecule: messenger RNA, 2172 nt
Organism: Erigeron canadensis
Lineage: Eukaryota; Viridiplantae; Streptophyta; Magnoliopsida; Asterales; Asteraceae
Product: rhamnogalacturonan I rhamnosyltransferase 1-like
Exons: 8
Coding region: 282-1826 (514 amino acids)
Cellular component (GO): cytoplasm
Source: RefSeq, a predicted model, not a curated record
AUGAUUUUAUAAAUGUGGUAUCGUAAUUCAUGGGGGUUUAAGUUUUAAUCAAGAAUUUGAUUAAAUAUCUUUUAAAUAAAUGUUGGGGUUUUUCUUAUAAUAAUUUUGAUUUUGAUUGGUUGGUUGGUAAGUUUGCAAUUGGAUUCUAGUUAGAUCUUAAAUAAAUCCUUGAAUUUUUUAAUCAUUUUUUUAAAUAUUUUAAUAACCAUUUUUAGAUCUUGCAUUUGUUCCCCUUAUUUUAUAUAUAAAGAAAAAAAAAGUAGGAUUUUUUUUUUUUCUUGAUGAAUGGAAUAGAUAUGAAAAACAGAAUAGGAAUUAGGAUAAAAGAAAUGGGAUGGAAAACAAUAGGAAAUGGGAACAAUAAAAUAGAAAAAAUAAAAGCAAAUGCAAAAAAAUAUCCAAAAGUGAAAAUAUGGAUAAUAAGAGGAACAACAAUGGUGUUAUUAUGGACAUGUUUAGUACAAUUAACAGCAUUAGGUGAUACAUGGGGACCAAGAGUUUUAAAAGGGUGGCCUUCUUCUUCAUCAUUCACUAAAGAUUCUCAUUCUUUAGAUGUCAAGCUUUUGCCUUCUGUUCCUGCCAAGGUUCUUCCUCCUAAAAGGGUUUACCAAAACAAUGGCUACCUAAUGGUAUCAUGUAAUGGAGGACUCAAUCAAAUGCGCUCUGCAAUUUGUGAUAUGGUUGCAAUUGCGAGAUUUUUGAAUGUGACACUUAUUGUUCCUGAGUUGGAUAAAACGUCUUUUUGGGCUGAUCCAAGUGAGUUUGAAGAUAUUUUUGAUGUUAAUCAUUUCAUUACAUCUUUGAGAGACGAGGUUCGAAUACUCAAGCAGCUUCCUCCUAGACUUCAAAAGAGAGUUGAAUUAGGAUUCGUACAUACUAUGCCACCUGUUAGCUGGUCUGAUAUUUCAUAUUAUCAUAACCAGAUUCUUCCUUUGAUUAAAAAGUUCAAGGUUGUGCAUCUGAACAGAACCGAUGCCCGCCUCGCCAAUAAUGGUCAACCCCUUGACCUCCAGAAACUUAGGUGUCGAGUAAAUUUUAAUGCCCUGAGAUUUACACCUCAGAUAGAAUAUUUGAGUAGGCGUGUUGUACACCUUUUGAGACAAAAGGGGCCAUUUCUUGUACUUCAUUUAAGAUACGAAAUGGACAUGUUAGCGUUUUCUGGAUGUACACAAGGAUGCAACCUUGAUGAGGUGGAAGAGUUGACUAGAAUGAGAUAUGCAUACCCUUGGUGGAAAGAGAAGAUUAUAAACUCAGAACUAAAAAGAAAAGACGGUCUGUGCCCUUUGACCCCCGAGGAAACUGCCCUUACUUUAAGGGCGCUUGACAUUGAUAGUGACAUCCAAAUUUACGUAGCCGCAGGUGAAAUAUAUGGCGGUCAUAGGAGAUUGGCGGGUCUACAAGCGGCUUUUCCAAAGCUGGUAAGAAAAGAGACUUUACUAGGAGCAGAUGACCUUCAAUUUUUUCAAAACCAUUCUUCACAAAUGGCAGCACUGGACUAUCUCGUUUCAUUGGAAAGUGACAUUUUUAUUCCUACAUAUGAUGGAAACAUGGCAAAAGUUGUAGAAGGUCAUCGAAGAUAUUUAGGUUUCAAGAAAACGAUAUUAUUGAAUAGAAAGCUUAUAGUUGAACUUAUAGACCAAUACACAAAUGGUGCAUUGGGUUGGGAUGAAUUCUCAAGUGCUAUAAAGGAUGCACAUGCUGCACGCAUGGGCAGCCCAAAAAAACGAGUGGUUAUCCCAGAUAGACCUAAAGAAGAAGAUUACUUCUAUGCAAAUCCGGAAGAAUGCUUGAAGCCUUUAGAGACUGAACCUCUGAACAUCCUAUAACUAGGCUAUUGUGGUUUAGGUAGGUUUAUAUAUGGAUGAUUAUGGAUAGCAACCCUCGAGUCAGUAGUGCACAAGGCGGCGUUGUCUAGAUUUCGGUCCUGCAGGUUGUGGUGUAUUAGAGUUAGAAUGUGGUUUAUUAUCAGUAGCAUUUUUUUUAUUUCUUUCGGUUAUAUAUUAUUGCUAAUAAUGCAAAUUCAUGUAUAGGAAGUGCCCUGGCAUUGCAGGGAUGUAUUUAGGUCCACGAUACUACCGAUAUGUACAUCAUCAAUUUGAUAUAUAGAUUCGUUUUUGAUGUGAAUACAUGAUGUAACCAUUGUAAGAAGAUAUGGCGUUUAUGGUUGGGCAA